AUGCCCUCCCUCGCCGCCGCCCGCGCUGCGAACGCCGCCUUCGCCCCCUCCUACCUCCCCGUCGCCGUCUUCGUCGGCGGCACCUCCGGCAUCGGCAGGGCCUGCGCGGAGGCCUUCGCGCGCUACACCCGCGGCAACGCGCACAUCGUCCUCGUCGGCCGCAACGAGGCCGCCGCGCACGCCAUCCUCGCCUCCUUCCCCGCGCCCUCCGCCCCCGGCGCGGCGCACGAGUUCCUGCACGCGGACGCCUUCCUCGUGCGCAACGUGCAGGCCGCCGCGGACGCGCUGCGCGCGCGCCUCCCGCGCCUCCACUUCCUCGUGCUCUCCACCGGGCUCGGCAUGAGCCUCCGCGGGCGGGACGAGACCGCGGAGGGGGUCGACCGCCGGAUCGGGCUCGCGUACUACACGCGCGCGAAGUGGGUCGCGGACCUCCUCCCGCUGCUCGAGCGCGCGGCCGCGGCGGGCGAGGACGCGAGGGUGAUGUCCGUGCUCGCCGCGGGCAAGGGCGGCGCGAUCGACGUCGACGACCUCGCGUUCCGCAAGGGCUACGCGUCGUACAAGGUCGGGCUCGCGUCGCCGACGUACACGGACCUGCUGUUCGAGCAUCUGUCGAAGGAGCACCCGAGCGUCGCGUUUGUGCACGCGCACCCGGGCCUGGUGCGCACCCCGCUGAUCAACUUCGACCACUGGGCGUUCGGGCCGAUCAACAUGCUCACCGGGGCGCUGGCGAAGAACCCGGAAGACUGCGCGGAAUGGAUGCUGUACGCCCUCUUCCAGAGCAAGCACGGCUUCUCAAGACGGAGCGAGUCCGGCGACGACAUUGGCCCACAGGGGCGAUAUGGCUCUGCCGAGCGUCAGCAAGUCGUGAAGCACACGCAACAAGAGCUUGCCAUUGCACUCAGUAAAGUAAUCGGACCUGUAUAG
Epithele typhae is the source of this 924-nucleotide messenger RNA. Its product is annotated as NAD-P-binding protein. Gene Ontology annotation, biological process: secondary metabolic process. The transcript has 2 exons. The record is from RefSeq and is a predicted model, not a curated record. Bases 1 to 924 code for a protein of 307 amino acids. Lineage: Eukaryota; Fungi; Basidiomycota; Agaricomycetes; Polyporales; Epitheliaceae.